Bicyclus anynana (squinting bush brown) is the source of this 7883-nucleotide messenger RNA. RefSeq names its product DNA fragmentation factor subunit beta (gene Drep4). The record is from RefSeq and is a predicted model, not a curated record. The transcript is spliced from 4 exons. Gene Ontology annotation, biological process: apoptotic DNA fragmentation; apoptotic process. Gene Ontology annotation, molecular function: DNA endonuclease activity. The coding region runs from base 122 to 1183 and encodes 353 amino acids. Gene Ontology annotation, cellular component: nucleus; cytoplasm. NCBI's taxonomy places the organism in Eukaryota, Metazoa, Arthropoda, Insecta, Lepidoptera, Nymphalidae.
GGAAGUAAGUACUAAGUAGUGUACUUGUACUUGGGGGAAUUGAAGUCGGCUCGUUUUAUGUUCUUUGUUUUUAUUGUUCUGCAUUAUUUAAAUAGUAAAAUUAUAUAAAACGCAAUAAAAUAUGAAAACUGGAUAUAAAGUGACAGAUGUGAAAAGGGCGAAGAAAAUCGGAGUGGCCGCGGAGAACCUGAGCGAACUUAUUGAGAAAUCGCGCAAAAAGUUAGGUUUCAAUGUCAGCGCGGAAUGCCGGCUCUACGUGGCGGAGGACGGCACACAGGUGGACGACGAUGAAUACCUGAACACUCUGCCUCCACAGACUCUGUUCAUCUUAUUGCUGAACUCAGAAAAAAUGGUAACUGACUUCGACCACUACUACAGCAUGAUACUCACACACAAGAAGGAUUAUAUUGACACAGGCAAGGCUGCUAAAGAGUUCCUCAGUGAGAAUCUCUCUGAAAAGUUCAAAGUCUUCCAGAGGUACAUCUCGGCAGCUAAUGAUGCUAAAACUAUGCUUAGUGAGAGGACACAAGAUCCAGAGUGGUUUGCAGGACUAGAACCAUCGGAAAAAACGAAAGAGCAGUCGAUGUCGAAACGAGUCAAGGAGCGCAUGAGGGGCUACUACUACAAGACAAAAUCGGCGCUGCAGUCCUCUGAAAUGUACGUACGCUCAAACAACGCGCGCGGUAAGAAACUGAUAGACCAGUUCCUAUUAGACUUACGGAAAAUACUCGAAACCAACAAAUAUAAUGCAGGCUACUUCAAUAGAAAGGAUAAGGUUGUGCGCAUAUGUGACGAAAAUGGAUCGUUUCAAUGCGGUGGUCUGUGGAAUAAAAGCAAAUGUAGCUACGAAGACCACGUGAUAAACCCAUACAGGAGUCGCGAGGAACGAAUUAUAUUCCAAACAUGGAAUUUGGAUCAUAAAAUUGAACUGUCACGUUCGAUCACUCCGAACAUUUUGAAAGCUAUCGAGAGGCUUGCGAACGGACAGGUCAAGUGUAUAUCGUGUGAGAGGGACUCAACCCAGGGUUUUAUUGAAACUGAUAGAUAUUAUUUACAGAUUUUCACUCGCGAAAACCUGAAAUUGGUUCACAUAGUCUGUCACCAUAAAGGCAAGCAUGAAGCGCAGUCAAAUUUGUAUACAGUUUGUGGAAAAUGUUACAGUGGCCAAAGUAUAGAAUACUAGACACAUAAGGUAGGGCUGCCACUCUUAACGUAAAACAUAGUACCGUAAUAUAAAAUAUAUAUUACGAUACUUUGGCAAUAUAUUAACUAAAUAUAUUUUAUUUACUAUUGUCUGAUAAAUUAUAGAAAAGAACUGAGUAUUUCUAUGUUUCACUCGGUAAUUCUACUGACCUGGGUUAAUUUACCUAAAUAUUCUUAGUAGUAAUAUUAAUAGUGGAUGAAAUCACUAAUUAUGUUUUGAAUUCUUUUGAAAUUUACUAUUAGACAUAAUCCUUAAAAAUAGUGGCAACCCUAACUAGAAGCUUCAAACCAUGAAAUAAAUAAUCGCAUCAAUAAUAUUUAACUUUAUUUUUUACAUUACAUUGCUUUUUUUUUAAUUAUUUUACAAUUAUCAUUCUUUUUGUACAAUAUUUUGGUAUUAAAUUAAUACACAAGUAUUUUUUAUGAAGUUGGUUGCAAAAUAAUUGUAUUAUUAAAUGGAAUUUAGGUAUACAUUGGAUUUAAAUUUUUUAUAACGCUUGUGUCUUCUAUUUUUAUCAUUCUAUAGUUUUUUGUUUUAUUUUAUUUGAUGAAAUUAUAUUUAUUUACUAAAACUAUCAAAAUAAUCAAAAUAGACGGUACUUUAUCAAAAUAAGUGACUUACUCAAACCACUUUUGUCUAUACUUAAUUCAAUAUUUAUGCUCUUCUUGUUUACAAUAACAUAUUUACUGUAUUAAAUUUGUCGAAAAAUAUAAUUAUAUUUUUUGAUCUUCUAACUUUUAUAUCUCAAUGCUUAAUGUUGCUACGAGUAUAUUAUGUAAGUAAAUUUAGUUUUUAUACACUGUUAUAAGUUAUCUAAUAUAAAUAUAUGUACAUACUGAAAGUAUGAGUUAUUGUUAAAAUUUUAAUUAUAAUGUUAUUGCUAUAUCUGCCAAAUGAAGGAAUUAUCUUUCGUGUGGUAAAGCGACUAGCGAGAGAAGUACGAUAUAAGCUCCUUAUUCUCGGAGGAUACGUUCUGUAAAUGAAUACAGAAUACGCGAAUAUGGAGUAUCCGUGAGUGUUUUUAUUAUAGAAUUAUAGAAUAUAAUUUUAUUUUCUCACCCAAGAACGUAUCCUCUAUAGGGUAUACGUUGGUAUACCCUUUAAGUAAUAAAAUAAAAAACAAAAAACAAUUAUUAAAGUUUUUGGCCAAAUUUUGUAAUUUUUUCUUGCUUAUCAGUUUUUAAAAGUUUCUUUAAUUCAGGCUGACAUUCAGAAGUUGUAUUCUUCAAACUUCAUUUUAUUUCGUCACAUUUACUAUUACAUUUUAUUUUUUUAUUACACACGCAAUCAAGGCAAAAUUUGCAAGUGCAAAGUAAAUUUACAAAUUUUAUGCCAUUUUCUGCAUCCAUAUCUGCGAAUAACGAAUUAUAUAGCCGUAAAUAAAAAAAAGGUAAAAGGUAUUUUUAAUCCGCAAAUAGUGAAAACGCGAAUAAAGGAAGAGCGAAUAAGGAGCUUUUACUGUAUAGGCGGCCAUAAGUCCGCCCUCUGUUGUCAUGCCGGACAUUUUGCCUAAUUACAUGCAUGUGCGCAACCUGUGACGUCACUGCCAUGCAGUUGAUUUAAUCAACAAGAGCGGGGCGGAGAGUAGAGCCUCCGAUGAUAAAUAUAACUCUAUUUAUAACUUAGUUGUCGGCAUAUAAUUCGUUAACUCGAACGUUAGAUAACAAAAGCCACCACAUUUGUAUGACGCAUAUAAAAAUGUCAAAUAUAAUCUUGGUUGGAUUAAUUUUCCAAAAAACAUUCCAGAUUUCUAAAAUAGGUAACUCAGCUAGUUAUUUUAGGAAUGUAAUAGCUAUUUUUGAAAGGAUACCGUUUUUUUCUUGGAUUUGAAUAGUUUUUUCUAUAAAUGUCUUGUGUUUGUCCACUAUUAUUUAUUCUGUGGUUUCACUUAAUAAUUCUAUGUUAAUAUAAUCAUAAGGAUUCUACAAAUGUAGUGAAAAUGUGUUCAUAUGAACCCUUAGAAAUUAAUUAAAUAGGUCUAUCUGUGUUCUUCAUCAGUGUUCUUAUACCUACCUAUCUAUUCUUGUGUGUGACGAGGGUAGGUACUUAUUGUUGAUACGAUUGUACUUAUAUCUGUGUGUUGUUGCGAGAAUAAUCUAAAUCUAUAGAUUUCUAAACUGAUAAAUCUCAUACUCAGAGAUACUGAAGACACUUGCUUCGCCGGCCAAGACAUCCCAAUUUCUUACAUGAAAUAAUUAUUGUCUACAUAUGUUCGUUUGCGAUAUGUGUCGCUAUUUCUUUCGUCGAGAGAGUGGCAUUUUGAUUUAGUAUCUAUGAGUUGACAAUAAUAUAAAUGUAAUUCUCUCGUCACGAGAUGUGUCGUUGACGCUUCAUAAACCUCAUCGGUCCGAAUGCCUCCUUAGCCGAAGUUCGAGCCUCAUAAGAUAGGAGACACCCCUAGAGAUUACUCUACUAGCCCUGGGGUCGAUUCGCAGAGGUGCGCUUGCUUAAACGAGACGCUAUACUUAUAUCGAGUAAAGCUUCGCAGCUAGCUGUUCAGCUAGUUUUACGGUGCGAUGUCUUUUUGGAUGCAAACUUAAACACACUUUCUGGUGAAGUUUCAAUGGUUUUAUUUUUUUUUUCUUCUAAAAAAAUAUAGCCGUCUGCUUCUCCUCUCCAUACAAGUGGUGCUGGCAAAACUUAUCCAUCAUUAUCAUUAUCAGCCGAUGGACGUCCAUUGGCAUUGGCCUCUUGCAUGGAGAACUUAUCCAAUAUUAAUAAUUUGUUCUUGAUUUAGAGCUACAAGCUAAGAUAUAUUUAUUUUGUUUCUUAUCUACAGUUAAACGAUUUCCUAUUUUCGUAUCUAAUUAUAUGAAAUUAAGACAUCUACCAAAUCUAACAAAGUGGAAUUCCCUAACUUCUAUAACUUGAAAGGAGUUUUCAAGUGGAAGUUAAUUAAAAAUACACAUUAGUGUUUGCGUUUUUGCUAUAAUAAGAGCAACGUAGCAAUAUGCCAAACUAAACUAAAAUUAAAAAAAAAACAUAAUAAUAAUAGUAGCCUUCAAAAGUAGUGAUUAUAAUGUUAAAAAUUAUAAUAUAUUAAAAUAAUUAUAAGGAAUAAAACUAUUUUUUUCUAUUCCAUAAUUGAUCUCCUCUACCCUUUUAGUGGAUUAGAAUUUAAGUAAAUAGUUAUAUAUAUAAAUAAUAAUUAGAGUUACUUAGUAGUUAAUCACUUAGUGAAAUCUGCGUGCCAUAUAAGAGAGAAAGAAGAAGCAAACUAGUCGAAGUUCUAAAUAAUUAAAAGAUCAAAUACCCGACUACCUAAAGAGAAAUGUACAAUUGAGACGAAUCAGAGAACUGUAAGGUCGAAGAAAAUUUCUUAACAAAUUAUAGGACAUAACAAAUCAUUUUCUUAAAAAUAAAGUUACCUUUGUGCCAAAAAAUUGAAAAAAAUCUAAUAGGCUAAGAGGUGUGUGGUGACCCCCUGACUGGCAUAUCGAGCCGUCGGUCCCGUCCAAGCAUCUAGCAUAUUAUGCCUAUGCCAUUGGAGCAGCAGUAGAUAAGGGUCCAAAUAAUAAUCAAAUACUCUCUCCUGUAAAGAGAGGGCCUGACCUUGUAUUAAGCAAUCAAAAAAGUAUGAUGAUAAUUAAAUGACAUAAGCUCGAACAACAUAAGUGUAGUCGGAUAAAAAUCAAAUGAUCGCGAUCGACUUCUCUUCUGUAUGGUAUGCAGAAGAUAGGAAUGGAAUUAUCGUUGAAGCAAAAUGUAUAUAAUUUAAAUAUACCUAUAUUUUUUUACUGUACUUAGCGCCAAAACAUUGGAAAGCCAGACAUUUGUCAUUUUAUAAAACUGAAAGUUGGUUUAGCUCAUCAUUGUUGGGUUUUGUUUUUAUUCUUGGUAUCUGCGACCAGUCGUUAGACUAUACGCAGGCCAGUUGAGUAAAAAAAAUCAUAGUUACUUGUAUGUAUGGAAAUAAAGAAAACUCAGUUGCCAAAUAAUGCAAUUAUUUAGCUUCAUGUCAAGUCUUUGCCAAAUAUUUACCCUUGAGGGUUUUUAUAAUACAUAUUAUCCCAACUAAAAUAUAAAAAAAAUAAGGACCUGUUACCCCAAAAUCACCAUUCCAAACUACAUAGUAGUCUACAGUGCUUACUUAAGAUAAUCGGUAGUGUCUUAAUGGUAUGUCUGACAAACAUUCCGUUUUUAUCAAAUAACGAAAGUCAGGCUCACAAAGUAUAAGUGUUUAGCGGAAAUGUAUUCCUAUCUAUUAAUAGUUAGAGGUUUUGUAAAUGAGUUUCUAUUCAAAUUAUACUAUGAAUAUCAUACGCACAUAUAUAAUUUAACUCCUAUAAAUCUUUAAAAAUAAGGACGUUUAACGAGUUGUUUUUUUAUGGGUUAAAUAUUUUUACAUGAUUUUUAUCUAAGACAACCUUUACAACCAAACUAAUGUUGUGUAUAUAAUAUGUUUAUUUAUAUUUAUAACUGCACAUGAAAUUGAUAUGAAAUGAUGGAAAAUUUUAAAAUUAAUUGUAUGCAAGUAUCAUCAAACCUCAAUUUAUAACAGGGUUAUAGAUAGCUGUUAGUUGUAAGCUUAGUUUUUCACUCAGUUUAAUUUAUUCCUGGACUUAACCUAGACUUAAAAUAAAUACCUACUAUGUUAUUUGUUUUUUAUUUUGAAGCAUUUGUUUGAUGGUGGUCAAGUUCGCAGAAUUCGUAUUAUAUAUUAUAGUAAAAGUAUAUUCGUAAAAGAAUGGCUUGAUUUUUUUUUCUAUAAGGUGCUUUGGGAUAAUCAAGGAAAUGUGGAAAUAUUUUGAAAUUUACGAAUAACUUCUAAACCCUGACAAUAUUUUUACAUUAUAAUACCUUAUUGUAAUAGUAAAUGCCAACGAUUUGAUGUUGUUGAAUGCCUAUACUUUUUUUUUCAAAUACUUUUGUUUUAUAAUAUCUCGGAAGAUACGCCAAAUAUUUGUGAAUUUAGAACAAACAUACAAUAAGAUAAAUAACCGACUGAGCCACAGUGUAGUGUGGCAUGGGUUUUACUUGUAAAUUAUAUUCAUCUAAGAAAUUACAUAUAAUUAACGUUCUUCCCGAAAAUCGGAAUUGAUUUAAUAUAUGAAAUAUUAUUUUACUCUAUCUCAUAUUAAUUAGUUUUCUAUGAAAUUAUAAAUGGUGCUGGUCCUCCAAAUGUAAAUGUAUGUAUGUGUCUUGUUCCCUAAUAAACAUCUAAAAAUAACCUCCCGCAGUGAAUGUGUUUAAAUUAAUUAGGUUCAUAAUAUUUAUAUAUUUUUUAGUGUUAUAAACCAGUAACCUACUAUUUCUUUAAUAAUGGGAAUAAAAUUAAAUGUAACACUGUGGGUACAAAGUGACGAAUAUCAAUCAAAGAGCUAUUUUACGAUGUUAUUUACGAAAAAAAAUAUAUAACUCUACGUAAUAUAUUAAUACAAUUAUUAUAAUGUUUAGAUAUUUAUUUUAAUUAUGUUUUUAUAUUAUUAACUGUUGAUGUUUAGGUACAAAUAAAAAACAGAUUUAAUUAUUUUAAAAAAUCACUGACUGACAUUUUAAGAAUGUAUUAUUUUGAUUUAAUAUAAAAAUCAAAAUGUUUAUAUUUAGCGUAGAUAAAUGUGUAUAGAAAUAAAUUCAUAUUUAAAUCAGAGUAAUCUAGAGGUUUUUGCGAUAAAUAAUAGAUAUAAAGUUCGGCCGCUCAGAGGUUGCGUUUGAGACAGGUCGUGCGAAUGGGACCAACGUAGGUAUUCAAUUAUUACAAUUGCCUCGUUUUAUAUAUCUCUCUCUAAUAUUACAUCGCCCAUUCGAUCACGACCUGUCAGAAACGCAAUCACUGAGCGGCCGGACUUUAGUAGGACGCUUCCAUUAUUAAAGCUUUAGUGUUUGUGUGUAGUGCGAUAGAGAAAGAAAUAAUUUUAAAUGCAUGAUACCUAUGUUUACGAAUUUAAAUUAUGUACUUCUAAGUACCUAUAUUAUUAAAAAAAAAUGUAUUCUUAAUAAUCUCUGAAAAAAAUUGAUAUUUUAAGCCUACAAUCCUUAUUUUAAUGUUAUAUUAUUAUGGAUUAUUGACAAAAAAAUUAAGUUAUUAUUUUGGAGCAAAAAUUUUAUAAUUACAAAUAUUCUGGGGUAACUAAGGAAAUGGUGAUAUUCUUGAGUUUACGGAUAUCUAAGAUUAAGCCAGACAAUAUUUUUUUUAAACAUGUUUGAAGUUGAAAAAAGCUAUUUUAAGAAGUCUUAAUUGGUUGGUUUCUUAGAUAUUCGCACGGAAUGUAACCAUUUUAUUAAUCAUCCCAAAAGUGUCUAAGUUGGUUUUUAGCUAAAAAAUAUAAAUAGAUUCUAAAUUCAUCUUUUGUUAAAUGAACUGUAAAUUUGCAUUGAUUCAUUGAGAGCAAUGAAUCGUAAAUAUAUUUUUCAUUAUUUUAUGUGCAUUUCUUUUGUGUUUCAAUUUAUCAAAUAUUGUAUUAUAUACUCAGAGAUAAUUAUCCGCCCAAUUAAAAUAUACUCGCGUUAUCAUAUUAAAGAGGGCGGAUAAUUGCCUCUGAGUAUAUUUGAUAAUUACACUAUUUCGCUGAUGUAUGAAAUUUGAUAUUCGCAAUAAUCAAAGAUUGAUUAGAAUAGUUACAUUCUGUGUAGCUAGUAAUAGAUCUUAUACAGUAUUGACAUUAUUACCUUCUCCAUUAUAUUAUAAUCGUGUAAAAGUAUAUCAUUAAAGUUAUAAAAAUAAAAAUAUUUUUCCUGA